Phragmites australis (common reed) is the source of this 2117-nucleotide messenger RNA. Its product is annotated as probable protein phosphatase 2C 66. Gene Ontology annotation, molecular function: protein serine/threonine phosphatase activity. Lineage: Eukaryota; Viridiplantae; Streptophyta; Magnoliopsida; Poales; Poaceae. Bases 144 to 1712 code for a protein of 522 amino acids. The record is from RefSeq and is a predicted model, not a curated record. The transcript has 5 exons. Gene Ontology annotation, biological process: protein dephosphorylation.
UAACAUUUUUUUAGCACAAACCUCCAACUCUACAAGACCUGCAAACAUCAAUCAAAACCCUACAGCGACAGUUUGCAGCAACAGUCACCAGUUACCACCCCACUCUGUGCUCCCAGCGUGUUGCCGCCCUCCCAUUGGCCACCAUGGGCUCUUGCUUCUCCUCCGAGGCCCCCGCCGCCGGCGCGGGGCCGGCGUGGCGGAAGAGGCGCUGCGGGGAGCGGGAGGGAGCGGCUGCCGCCGGCGCCUUCUCCAGCGGCAGCAAGAAGCUCCCCGGAGGUGGCGGGGGCGGGAGAGAGAUGACGGAGGAGGAACUCUCGCGGGUCGUCGGGAGGAUGUGCGCCAACGGCGCGAGCGCGGUAGCGUGCCUCCACACGCAGCAGGGGAGAAAGGGUACCAACCAGGACGCCAUGGUCGUGUGGGAGAGUUUUAAUUCAAGUGAUAGCAUCUUCUGUGGUGUGUUUGAUGGCCAUGGGCCAUACGGUCAUUUUGUUGCCAAGAAAGUUAGAGAUUCUCUUCCUGUAAAGCUACGCACACGAUGGAAAACCAGUGCUAGUGGGGGCACUAGUCCUCAUCAAAAUGGAAGCAUUUCUGGAAGUAUCAACUCCGAAGAAACUGCUUCUGUUGUUGAUGAUGAAUGGGGUGAAUCUGUUAAUGGUGAUCAGAGUGAAAAACUUCCCGAGAUGUUUCUUCCACUUAAGCAGUCUUACUAUAAGGCUUUCAAAUUGAUGGACAAGGAGCUCAAGCUGCAUCCCACAGUUGAUUGUUUCUGCAGUGGAUCUACGGCAGUCACAUUGGUAAAACAGGGAUGGGAUCUUGUAAUUGGAAAUCUUGGGGACUCAAGAGCAAUAAUGGGGACAAGGGAUGCCUCCAACAAUCUAACUGCUGUGCAACUCACUGUUGAUUUGAAGCCUAACCUUCCCAGGGAAGCUGCUAGGAUCCAGCAAUGUAAAGGAAGAGUUUUUGCUCUUCAGGAUGAGCCAGAAGUUGCCAGAGUAUGGUUGCCAAAUAACAACUCUCCUGGAUUGGCGAUGGCAAGAGCUUUUGGAGACUUUUGCCUUAAAGAUUACGGUUUAAUAUCUGUUCCGGAGAUAUCGUAUCGCCGUCUUACUGAAAAGGAUGAAUUUAUUAUAUUAGCCACUGAUGGGGUUUGGGACGUUCUCUCAAACAAGGAGGCUGUUGACAUAGUAGCAUCAGCCCCAUCUCGGGCAACAGCAGCAAGGGCUCUCGUUGAUUGCGCUGUCAGAUCUUGGAGGUUGAAGUUCCCAACAUCCAAGAUCGAUGACUGUGCUGUUGUCUGCUUAUUCUUGGAUCAUGAAAAGUCAGCUGACUCGGUUCAAGACAGUGAACCCAAGGAGGAGACGGCAGAACCCACUGGGGAGGAGGUUUUGACACCAGAUGCCAGUGCUAAGGUUGAUGAAGGCAUUGCAGAUGUGAAUGUACAUAUAUUGAGUGAAGAGCAGAUCACCGAGACCACGUUGGAACACUCCAAUACGUUAAGGGACUUUGAUGAGAUUGUAGCGGUUGACGAACCUCCCAUCUCAAAGGAGCCCGAAAGAUGUGGAUCUGCUCGCAGCCUGGCUGAUUGCAUAUCGACAAACGAGGAGGAGGAAUGGUCUGCACUUGAAGGUGUGACACGGGUAAAUUCCCUCCUGAACCUCCCUAGAAUACUAUCUGGUGAUAAGAGAUCCACCAGCUGGAGGAAGCGGCGGUGAACAGCAUAUCCUCUGGUGAAUUCAGGUUGGGUGCUUGCAGAGGCACAUUUCAACCAGUAUUGGCAUUUUCAGUCGUGUAAAAUUCUUCGGUCUCUGGGAUUUGUUCUAGCUGAUUUUUAGCUUCCCCAGAUUGUUUUGACUGGCAGGCGUGUACAUUCCAGAUUGUUUGUUCAUUCUUGUGCUUUGUCAGGAGGUGUUCCAUGCUUGGGCUUCCUUCGUUUGUGCAUAAGAAAGUUGUUAUUCAAUGAGAAGCCUUUUUGUAAAUCAUGCAAUACCUCCUCCCUUCUGACGUUGGAUGGAUGCUCGUCUGCCGCCGUUACUGUAUCAAUACAGGAAUAAUUCAGUCCUAUAUGUUAUUAUGCAUGAAUUUAGUCACCUUCGUUGGCUUGGGCUUUGCCUGUGAAA